CAAGGUACAACGGAGCCGUAUUUACUCCUCCCCUGCUCUCCUCGCCACGGUUUUCACAGCCGCCCCGAAAUCACCAGAACUCCCACCGCAGAUCACUCGCUCGCCUCUCCUCUCCUCUCCUCCCUCCCAACCGUCGCUGUAACAAAUCCCAGUCCGUUCCUUCCUUCACACUACCUAGAAGCUUUGGCAGUUGAGUUAGGUGCCCACCACAGGGGCGCUCGAUCUGGUGGGAUCAUCCGGUGUGUUUGUUGGUAGCUAGCUAGCUAAGGGAAGAGGAUCCGAUGAGGUCCAUGGGCAGCUCGGACUCAUCUUCCGGCUCGGCGCAAAAAGCAGCGCGGCAUCAGCAUGAGCCGCCGCCUCCGCGGCAGCGGGGCUCGGCGCCGGAGCUCCCGCCGGGCUUCCGGUUCCACCCGACGGACGAGGAGCUGGUGGUGCACUACCUCAAGAAGAAGGCCGCCAAGGUCCCGCUCCCCGUCACCAUCAUCGCCGAGGUGGAUCUCUACAAGUUCGACCCAUGGGAGCUCCCCGAGAAGGCGACCUUCGGGGAGCAGGAGUGGUACUUCUUCAGCCCGCGCGACCGCAAGUACCCCAACGGCGCGCGGCCCAACCGGGCGGCGACGUCGGGGUACUGGAAGGCCACCGGCACGGACAAACCUAUCCUGGCCUCCGGGACGGGGUGCGGCCUGGUCCGGGAGAAGCUCGGCGUCAAGAAGGCGCUCGUGUUCUACCGCGGGAAGCCGCCCAAGGGCCUCAAAACCAACUGGAUCAUGCAUGAAUACCGCCUCACCGACGCGUCUGGCUCCACCACCACCAGCCGACCGCCGCCGCCGCCGCCUGUGACCGGCGGGAGCAGGGCUGCUGCCUCUCUGAGGUUGGACGACUGGGUGCUGUGCCGCAUCUACAAGAAGAUCAACAAGGCCGCGGCCGGAGAUCAGCAGAGGAGCAUGGAGUGCGAGGACUCCGUGGAGGACGCGGUCACCGCGUACCCGCUCUAUGCCACGGCGGGCAUGGCCGGUGCAGGUGCGCAUGGCAGCAACUACGCUUCAUCUUCACUGCUCCAUCAUCAGGACAGCCAUUUCCUGGACGGCCUGUUCACAGCAGACGACGCCGGCCUCUCGGCGGGCGCCACCUCGCUGAGCCACCUGGCCGCGGCGGCGAGGGCGAGCCCGGCUCCGACCAAACAGUUUCUCGCCCCGUCGUCUUCAACCCCGUUCAACUGGCUCGAGGCGUCAGCCGCUGGCAUCCUGCCACAGGCAAGGAAUUUCCCUGGGUUUAACAGGAGCAGAAACGUCGGCAAUAUGUCGCUGUCAUCGACGGCCGACAUGGCUGGCGCGGCCGGCAAUGCGGUGAACGCCAUGUCUGCAUUUAUGAAUCCUCUUCCCGUGCAAGACGGGACGUACCAUCAACACCAUGUCAUCCUCGGCGCCCCACUGGCGCCAGAGGCCACCGCAGGCGCCGCCACCUCUGGUUUCCAGCAUCAUGCCGUCCAAAUAUCCGGCGUGAACUGGAAUCCCUGAGCAAAUGAUAUGAACACCACAUACGCGCAUGCACGCUCGCAUGCAUAACUUUUGCAAGUGUAGCCAGUAGUUGUUGCAGUUUGUGGUAGUCGCUUUCAGUGAGCACUGAGUAGCUAGCUGCAUGCACAUCACCAUUGCAUGGAUAUAUAUGGCUGCAUUGCACCAUGGGCACGUACUUGUGCGAACUUGCUAGCCAUAUAGUAGUACAUAGCUAGGAGUAUUUUCGAAGUAAAAAAGAUCAUGACAUAGUACUCCA
Triticum aestivum (bread wheat) is the source of this 1773-nucleotide messenger RNA. Its product is annotated as NAC transcription factor NAM-A1. Gene Ontology annotation, biological process: system development; regulation of DNA-templated transcription. Lineage: Eukaryota; Viridiplantae; Streptophyta; Magnoliopsida; Poales; Poaceae. The transcript has 3 exons. Gene Ontology annotation, molecular function: DNA binding. The record is from RefSeq and is a predicted model, not a curated record. The coding region runs from base 282 to 1517 and encodes 411 amino acids.